AUGACUAUGUGCAAGAGGAACAGUGAAGUGAAGGACCUCACAAAAGCAGUACGAGGAGGCCAGCUUUCUGCGGGGCAUGACAUGGCAGAGAUGUUCAGUGAGCGCAUGGCGUACUGCAUAUUGUGA
This is a messenger RNA of Parastagonospora nodorum SN15, 126 nucleotides long. RefSeq lists its product as hypothetical. Bases 1 to 126 code for a protein of 41 amino acids. The record is from RefSeq and is a predicted model, not a curated record. Lineage: Eukaryota; Fungi; Ascomycota; Dothideomycetes; Pleosporales; Phaeosphaeriaceae. The transcript has 2 exons.